Molecule: messenger RNA, 3921 nt
Organism: Paramecium tetraurelia
Lineage: Eukaryota; Ciliophora; Oligohymenophorea; Peniculida; Parameciidae
Exons: 8
Biological process (GO): lipid transport; transmembrane transport
Cellular component (GO): membrane; intracellular membrane-bounded organelle
Molecular function (GO): ATP binding; lipid carrier activity; ATP hydrolysis activity
Source: RefSeq, a predicted model, not a curated record
AUGAGUACUAAAUAGAUUAAGGCCAUGAUUAUUAAGAAUUUUAAAAUCAGUUUCAGAAAUGGUGAACUUCUCCAAGACAUAUUGAUUCCAAUUUUUGUGGCUUGCAUGUUGUCUCUAAAAGGUAUUGCUAUGAUGUAGAAUAUAGAACAAUUGAGUUCAUUAAAUUAGAUCCUACCUAUUUUGUAUAGCUUUGCUGUCUUACCAACAUCCAGAUCCAUCAUGGUCCAUUUGGUCGAGGAGAAGAGUAAAAAAUACAAAGAAUUACAAGGAAUAAUGGGAAUGAGUCAAUCAGCAUAUAAAAUUGGAUGGCUCUUGACUGGGUAUUUGAGAAUGACUAUAGCUCUGAUGUUCUUCUUCCUCUUCCAAAUCAUUUUCAACUAUGCAGUCUCCUUAGAUUGGGAAUUUUAUUACAUUAACUCAUUUGCUUAAUUAAUGUGGCCCUACAUAGUUUAUGGAUAUGCUUCAAUUAAUCAAUCUUUUCUGUUUGCUUCAUUGAUGAACGAGUCAAGAAUUGCAGGUGAAGUGGCCACAUUCUUUUGUGUUGGCUUCAGUUUUUUUAUAUUCUUGACGUUUAUAUAAUAUGCAGCUACGUCAAUCUUAUUUUAUAUUUUAGUAGGACUGCUGAGUCCACAAUGUAACAUCGGCUUUGAAUACAUAACUGCCUUAUAAGUCGGAGUAAAUAGGAUUGGUGCUACUGUAGCGUGGUUUGACCCCAUUUUGAAGUAGCCUAUGAACAUAUUUCCAGUAAUUCUUAUAAAUGAGACCUACGAUUUAUAAGCUUCAGGUUACCAAUUAAUAGUUACAAUGCUCUUGUAUUUCUUCUUGGCACUUUAUUUUGAUCAAGUAAUCCCAAAUGAGUAUGGAAUAUCUCAACAUCCAUUAUUCCUAUUGGGAAUGAAGUACAAAGAGAAUUAAAAGAACGGAGAAUGUCUCUUGUCUGAAAAAUCAAAAGAUGCUACUUCAGCUCAGUAUUAUGAGAACUUGCAAGAGCAUAUAGAGCCUUCCAUCUAUAUAGACAACCUAACCAAGUCGUUUAACAACAAAGUAGUCGUUAGCAAUCUCACCCUCAGACUCUAUUAGAAAUAAAUCUUUUGUCUGCUUGGACAUAACGGUGCUGGCAAGACUACAACGAUCUCAAUGUUGACUGGGUUGAUAAAUAAGAGCAAAGGAAGGAUUGUGAUGUAUGACAUGAAUUUCGAUACUCAAUUAACUGAAAUUAGAAAGCACAUAGGGUUAUGCAUUCAAUAGGAUUGUUUAUAUGAAUACUUAACAGUUAGAGAGCAUUUGAGGUUCUUUGCCGAAAUCAAGUAGUCCGAAAUCAGGGAGAUUGAUGAGAUCCUCGAAAAAACAGAAUUGAAACAUGAAAUGAAUCAAAUAGUUAAGACUUUAUCCAAAGGUAGUUAAAGGAAAUUGAGUUUGGCCAUUUCUUUAAUCGGAAAUUCUAAAAUCAUAUUUUUGGAUGAACCAACAUCGGGAAUGGAUGCUUUUUCAAGGAGAGCGAUUUGGAAUAUAUUAUAAAACAUAAAAUAAGAAGAGAGAACUAUCAUUUUAACUACUCAUCACUUAGACGAGGCAGAAAUAUUAGCUGAUAGGAUAGGAAUCAUGUAGAGAGGUGAAUUGUUGGCAGAAGGUUCAUGUGAUUUCAUUAAGAAAACCUUUGGAGAGGGCUACACCUUAAAUUUAAGAAAGGAAUCAAUUAAAUAUCAAGAUGUCUCUGAAAUUCUAUCUUAAGGCAAGAUCAUACCAGAAUCUUGUCAUAAGUCUUAAUUAACUUUUUAGAUAUCUUUUGAACACCAGGAUAAACUAGAAACCAUCUGUGAAAACUUAGAGAGUUAAGGAAUAGAGAUUGAUUUGAGAUUGAAUACUUUAGAAGAAGCCUUUGUGAAAAUUGGAGAACAAGAACAAUUAGAAUUAAGCAAGUCCAAUUCCAAAAAAUCCAUGAGUUUGAAUAUCAUUGAGAAUGCUGAGGAAGGCUAUUAAUAAUUCAUCGAAAAUGUACCAAUAAGUGUCAGAGAUAAACCAGUAUUUAGCUUAUGGAGUCAAUGUUUGGCCAUGUUCCAACGUCGAUUCUAUACCACCAUUAGAACUAAUACCAAUAUCUUAGCCUUUUUCAUGCCCCUUCUAACUAUUUUGUUGGGGUUAUUAGUGGCCAAAUUUGUUUAGUUCUCAGGUAGAUUAUCAAGGAAUGACGAAGCUUAAUUGUUUCUUAAAAUUUCGAUACUCUCCUGUGUGGGAGUGAUAGGGUUCACGUUCAAUUCUACUCUGUAUGUGACCUUACCUGUACUGGAAAAAGAAUGUUAAUUAAAGGAGGUUAUGAUAUGUUCAGGUUGUAGGAUCCUAGGAUACUGGCUGGGUACAUUCCUAUUUGAUUUUAUUGUGUACUCCAUCAUCAUAAUCUUCUUCUUAGUUAUGGGGGCAAUUUUGAGUUUGGAAGCUAUUACAUCCUUUUGGUGGCAAACAGUCCUUAUUUAUUUAUGUUUUGGAUUAAGCUAUAUCACAUGCAUCUACUUGUGUAGCUUUUUGUUUGAUAAUGUGGCAAAAGCAAUGAAGCUCUUUGUGUUUUAUUCUUUCUUUUACGGAUUUUGUUUACCAAUGGUCCUCUUGGGAUUAACCAAUUUUAUAUAUCAUGUGGACUCCAUUGACUUCUUUUAAUUUUUGGUUUAUACAUUUUAGGUUCUCUUUAUGCUCGUCUAUCCAUUUUACAAUUAUUAUUUUGCUUAUGCUUGCAUGCCUCGUUUGACCAAAGGACUUAAGGCUGAAUUAGGAGGAUUACAUUUAAUAACUUACGAAAGUUAUUGGUAUGUGAUUAUGCUCAUUUACUAAUUCUUUCAAUAUUCCUUACUCAUCUACUAUCUUGAAAGGAGAAAAAUGAAGAGACAUUACAAGUUGAAUCCCGACAAUACAGAUGUCCAUUUGGAAGAUGAUGUUUAUUAGGAAUAGUAAAGAGUUUUGAAGGGCACCGAUGAUAUUAUACAGGCUCAAUCGAUCUUUAAGAGAUAUUCAAAUUAAUAACAAUUUGCCUUGAAUAAUAUCUCCUUUGGGUUAAAGUAAGGAGAAAUAAUGGGAAUUAUAGGGCCAAAUGGAGCUGGCAAGUCUACUUUGAUAAAUGUGUUAACCAACAUAAAUCAGAGUACUUAUGGAAUAGUAAAAAUAUAAUAUGCUGAUUAAUUACAUGUGGGGAUCUGCCCAUAAUAUGACUGUAUAUGGGAAAACCUUACUGUGAAGGAACAUUUGCAUGUAUUCAGUAAAUUAAGAGGCUUAUCUGGUGAGAAUCAACAAGAGGCGGUUUAAUAUUUUUUGCAGAAUGCAGAACUUUACAGUUUUAGGAACACCAGAGCUGGACAACUGAGUGGAGGAAACAAAAGAAAACUUUGUGUGGCUUUGGCUUUGAUUGGAGGCAGUGACAUUACUUUCUUUGAUGAACCUACCACUGGUGUAGAUCCCAUUUCCAGGAGAACAUUAUUCAAAACCUUAAAAUAAAAUGUGUCCAUAAGAAAUUGUUCUGUUGUCAUAACCACUCACACAAUUGAGGAGGCUGAGAAUUUGAGUGAUACUCUUGGAAUUUUGAUCGGCGGGCAAUUUAUAUGUUAUGGCGAACCCAAUUAUUUAAAAGAGAAAUAUUCAGAUGGCUAUUAUAUAUCAAUUUUGUAUAGUGAUUAAUAUUAAGAUACAGAGAUUUUAGAUAUGCUGAAACAAUAGCUGAAUAACAUUAAUUAAAUAAAGGAGGUCAGAAGAAACUAUUUAACAGUCAAUAUUAAAAUUAUUAGUUUUCAUUCCACUUUUAAACUGCUUAACUAAUUAAAAUAGAAAAAAAUAAUUGAAGAGUUUUCAAUAUCAAAAAGUUCUCUUGAAAAUAUAUUCGUCCUCUUUACAAAAUAAUAAAAUGAAAUCAAUGAUUAAUUAGGAGUUUAGGUUGAAUGA